AAGGUAACGGAUUGAGCAGGGCUGAUGGGAAUGAAGUGGUGUCAGAGCCAGGAAGGGUGUGUCUUGCUGGAGCAGGAAGAAACACAACCCAGGAGGAGGAGGUUUGCAAGCCCUUGUUGCUUCCUCCAGGAGAGAGGGACCCUCCUGGCACCAAGAUGUUCUUUACCUGUGGCCCUAAUGAGGCCAUGGUGGUUUCAGGUUUCUGCCGUAGUCCUCCAGUCAUGAUAGCUGGAGGCCGGGUUUUUGUGAUGCCAUGCAUCCAACAGAUUCAGAGGAUCUCACUGAAUACUCUGACCCUGAAUGUGAAGAGUGAGAAGGUGUAUACCCGACAUGGAGUCCCCAUCUCAGUCACUGGCAUUGCCCAGGUAAAGAUCCAGGGGCAGAACAAAGAGAUGCUAGCAGCAGCUUGCCAGAUGUUCCUGGGCAAAUCAGAGUCUGAGAUUGCCCAUAUUGCUCUGGAGACACUGGAGGGACACCAGAGAGCCAUCAUGGCCCACAUGACUGUUGAGGAAAUUUACAAGGACCGGCAGAAGUUUUCUGAGCAGGUCUUCAAUGUUGCCUCCUCUGAUCUGGUCAAUAUGGGAAUCAGUGUGGUCAGCUAUACUCUCAAGGAUAUACAUGAUGACCAGGAUUAUCUUCACUCUCUGGGGAAAGCCCGAACUGCACAGGUUCAAAAGGAUGCCAGGAUUGGAGAAGCUGAAGCCAAGAGGGAUGCUGGCAUUAGAGAAGCAAAGGCCAAGCAAGAGAAAUUGUCUGCUCAGUAUUUGAAUGACAUUGAAAUGGCCAAAGCCCAGCGGGACUACGAGCUGAAGAAGGCCAUUUAUGACAUUGAGGUGAACACACGGAAAGCAGAGUCUGACCUGGCCUACCAGCUGCAGGUAGCCAAGACGAAACAGAAGAUUGAGGAGCAGAAGAUGCAGGUGCUGGUGGUGGAACGAACUCAACAGAUUCAGAUACAGGAGCAGGAGAUGAUUCGGAAGGAGCGUGAGCUGGAGGCUAAGGUCAAGAAGCCUGCUGAAGCAGAGCGCUACCGGCUGGAGAAACUGGCUGAGGCUGAAAGGACACAACUUAUUAUGCAAGCAGAGGCAGAAGCUGAGGCAGUCAGGGUGAAGGGUGAGGCUGAGGCCUAUGCUAUUGAAGCUAAGGCCCGGGCUGAUGCUGAGCAGAUGGCCAAGAAAGCAGAUGCCUUCAAACAGUAUCAAGAGGUGGCCAUGGUUGACAUGCUUCUGGAGAAACUUCCAGAGAUGGCAGAUGAAAUCACCAAACCUUUGACUUCAGUCAAUAAGAUCACAAUGGUGUCGAGUGGGGCAGGGGAUGUAGGAGCUGCCAAGAUGACUGGGGAGGUGCUGGAAAUCAUGAACAAGAUGCCGGACACUGUGGAGAAACUGACUGGAAUUAGCAUCUCUCAGCAGAUGAACCAAAAGAAGCCAGGAAGAAUGAACUAAAAACAGAAGAUUUGAGGGGUGGGGAUGGAGGAGGAGAGAUCCUUCCUGAGCAUGAACUCCCGUGAUCCUUAGCUGUGUGUGUCCAUAUAUAGCCUUUUUCUCCAUCCAGAACCCUCCCAUAAUUGCCAAACCUUUAUGAACUCUACUGUUGCAUGUUAGCCAGCGUUACUCAAAACUGCUGAGGCCUGUCACCCUGUCGUGCAGCUGUUGUCUCCCACUUAACAACCCAAAGUGAACCUUAGAAUACACUGGCAUCCACCGUCACUUCGAAAGCAUGCUUCUGUUGCUCCUGUCCCUGCCAAGUUCACUGUGACUCAUGAUCAUCUUGCACUCCCUUCAAUUCAGUUCUUGUUUUGUUUACUUGGCCUGUCUCUUGGCCACCAUGUUCUUCUCUCCUGGAUGUGGUUUUUCUUCAAGGAUUUAAUGUUGGAUCUGCUUCCGGAAUUCUGGGGCGGCAACAAGAAUGUUAUUUGGUGGGUGAAGGUGAAAUCUGAGGACUGCCCCUUUUGAAGCUGCUUACAAGCUAUGAGCAGCUUGUAAAAAUGUGAAGUUAUGUUAUAUUUGUUCAGUGUUUUGCCUAAGGAGAGUUGUUGCCAAUCCAUGAAGACACUUAGAGAGCACUUUUGCAGGCCAGUGCUUAUAAAAUCUAGUGAAGGGCAUGCUCCUCCUAGCACCAGGUAGCUAAAGCAACCUAUAUCUUCAAUGUACAUAGUCCUUUGUCAGGUCUUCUCCUUUUUUGUGCCAUAUUUGCUAUGUGCUACACACAACUACAAUUUGUCCACUUAGCAAAACUUUAUUUGCUUUUUCUUAUUGUUUCGCCACACAGCAGCAACAACAACAUACACAUACAUCCACUUGAUCUUAUCCAGAAGGUCAAGAUGUGGACUUUGUCAGUCAAAUUUUCAGAUAUAUAAUAGGGAACCUGUGUUUACAGCAGUUUUUCUGCUCUUCAUGACAAAGUAUAUCUCUGCCAAAAGCACCUUUCAGAAAGGUGUGUGGUUGCUGUGUGAUAGAGGCUCUCAUAGCUGUGCAGAGCAGAGGCAGACUUAACACUGGUUGUGCAUUUAUUCUCUCUGAAUAUCAACAGCUGGCUGUGCCUUAUUGUCCAUGUUACCAUUUAGAACAAUCAUAAGUGCUUGCCAGUCCCACAGCUCAAAGAGGUGGGGUGAUAGGUGCAUGGUCUUUUGGGAAUUAUUUAAACCAUUAGUUCUUAACCUUUUAGUUCUCCAGGAAUUUUGGGCUUCAGCUCCCAUUAUUCCUAACUGUUGGCUAAGUUGGCUGGGACUUCUGCAAUCUGAAGUCCAAAAUAAAUGGAGGACCAAAGGCUGGGAACCACUUACAUAAACAAGGGAAUCGCACACCAUGGGUUGUUUCUGACCUGUGCUAUGGGUGCAAAUAUAUCUAUUUGAUUACUAGUUUAACUGUCAUGGUUCCUAAUUGUAGAAUCCUGGGAUUUAUAAUUUGGUGAGUCCCUGUUUUUCUAUUGAUCUCUCCUGAACUAUAUACCAUUAGAACUGUAAAUAUUUCUUCAUAGGUUGAAUCUAUGGCAGUUAAACAUGCUAUAAUUGUAGUAUGGAUGCACCCUAGCUCAGACUGUGUGAGACUGGGGAAAAGAGAAUUGUAUAUUACCUUAUGAAGACCUUCUAUUUCACCUAGCUUUUUGCUCUGGCCCUCUAGGCUUCUGCAUACUUGCAAAGAGAGACUUCUGCUAUAGUCUUAAAUGGGUGCUUGGGCCCUGUGAUUUAUCUGCAUGUGUAGAUGAGUCAUGACAUGAGAAAGUUGGUCCUCUGAGCAAUGGUUUUCCAAGCACUGACAAUCGAUCUGUGCAUUGGAAUGUUCCUUCAAAAAAAACCCUGCAACUCCCCCAGAUAUCCCUGGGGGAUUCUGGGAUUUGUAGUUCACAAAAGUAACUUUCCCACACUCUGCUUGUGCUCCUCUCCAUCAGAAGGGUUGUACACAGGAGAGGAAAGUCUUAAGACCCACAACCCCCUCCUCUUUGUUGCUGCCUUGUUAGUCAGUUUUGAUCCUUUGUGUUUUGAACCAUUGUCAGCCAUAUAUGUGCUUCUCAUUCUGAGCUAUGCAUGGCCAGACUAUUCUGUGAUGCUCAUGCUGCUUCUGCCCUCUUGUCCCAAGCUGACCUGCAGCCACUGUUGGCAAUUCCGGUGAAACGUGGCAGUUAACUGUAGUAUAGCAUCCUUGUCAAAUCAUCAUGGUGAAGUCACACACCGCUGUGUCUAUGCCAGCUCUAGCCUUGCUUGCUGUGUAGUGGGGCCUCAGUGCGGUGCCUUCUCUGACUCUUACCAAGCAGGACCUGCUUUGUCCUGAAUGCUACCGAGUUGUUUGGUAUAAAAUAAAACCUAAGAUUACUGCC
Molecule: messenger RNA, 3816 nt
Organism: Sceloporus undulatus (fence lizard)
Lineage: Eukaryota; Metazoa; Chordata; Lepidosauria; Squamata; Phrynosomatidae
Gene: FLOT1
Product: flotillin 1
Exons: 13
Coding region: 156-1445 (429 amino acids)
Biological process (GO): protein kinase C signaling; positive regulation of cell-cell adhesion mediated by cadherin; protein localization to plasma membrane
Cellular component (GO): plasma membrane
Source: RefSeq, a predicted model, not a curated record